CGAGAGACGUAGUUUAAACUUUGUACUGCUGUAGAAGUUUGACUAUUUGCUGAUGACCUUCAGCUCUUGCGAAACUCAUGGCUGUACGUCCAUCCUGAGAGCACUAAACCCUCGAUGCAAAUGGGUGCUGACGUCAGCAGUCUAGCCUGCAGUAGGUGCACUCUACACAUGUGCCGAGAGACAGCACUGCUAAUUGAUGGGCGUGGCCAUGCUGGGUAGGCACACAGCAGAGUCA
Geodia barretti is the source of this 235-nucleotide messenger RNA. NCBI's taxonomy places the organism in Eukaryota, Metazoa, Porifera, Demospongiae, Tetractinellida, Geodiidae. The record is from the annotation of a GenBank genome assembly.